AUGGGCCUAAAACUGCUGCUCUGUGCCAUUCUUCUGGCUAGCGUCGCUUUCGGCGACAAUCGAAUUGGGAGAAGUGUGGGAGCGCACGCCUGGGACAAGCUGCUACGCGCGCAGCUCUCGAAACAAGGGCACGACAUCAAGGACAGUACAAAAGAAUCGCCUUCUUCCCCUCCCUCCACUCUGCCGUUGUGGGACAUUCGCCGAGCGCUUGCUGAGAAGCAAAUGGCUGUUUGGGGCGAUGAACUGUCUCGGGUUCUUCCCGACAACGACAAGUUGCUGCUGGCCAGCAUCAUCUACCGGGAUAACUCGAUUCUGGCAAAAGGACUUCUUUUCAACGUGACGAUGAACCUGUUGAAGGCCAAUGGAUUUCCCAACUUGCACCAACCGCCCGCUCUCAAGUCCACUUCUACGAUCGCCGAUAUGAAAAAACGCACGGAGGCUUUGGAAUAUUUGAUGGAAAUUGCUGUUACACAUUUGCUCAAGAAAAAUCGGUCGGAGGGAUCGUCGCCAUUGUUCCAGCAAGUGACCUGCAUUUGUCUCCAAGAUGCCUCGGAAUGCAAAUCGCAGAAAGUGAUCGAGGUCGUUCGGCCGCUUCCGAAAGGCCAAAUCCCAUUGUGUGUAGAAUCGACGAUUCUGGAGCAGGGGAACAAUGGAAACUAUGCUAUUUCUGAGUCUACCCGCAAGGUGGCCGUCAUCCUGUUCGACCUGCAGCUGGUUGACCGGACGAGUCUCAACUCUGGUGAACGGGCUCGUAUCUUUGAGGAUUCGGCUCGCCGUAUUGUUGAACAAUUCACCAAAUUGCCGCCAGAUGUCGAUGCGUUGAUCAAAAAACAUUGUGGAGGUAUUGCAACGCUACAGCGGAAGGAUCAAUUUUUGGACAGCUGGUGUCACAUUGCCACCCGGAUGCUCGAUGUGGAAAAUGUUGACGAGCUGCCUUACAAGAUGGCCAACUGGACCAAAAAGUUCCCGCACGACAUGAACACCGUUAUGGUGCAGAAGCGCUGCGAGCACGAUAAUUUCCCCAAGGAACCCUACUUCAUCACGUUUUGCAACAACUUGGAUAAUUCUACUAUUAUCUACCCGGAUUUUAUCUCUGAUGUGGGAAUCGAUCUCGAGAACCUUGUCGAAAAUGGCCGCCUGCAGACUAUGGAUGGUACGAUUGUGGCUGCGAACAAGUUGCUCGAAGAUCUGGCGAAGAAGCUAGCCAAUCGUGGC
This is a messenger RNA of Mesorhabditis spiculigera, 1215 nucleotides long. NCBI's taxonomy places the organism in Eukaryota, Metazoa, Nematoda, Chromadorea, Rhabditida, Rhabditidae. The record is from the annotation of a GenBank genome assembly.